Rotaria sp. Silwood2 is the source of this 594-nucleotide messenger RNA. Lineage: Eukaryota; Metazoa; Rotifera; Eurotatoria; Philodinida; Philodinidae. The record is from the annotation of a GenBank genome assembly.
AUGAGUGAAAGUUUUCGUUUGUCGACAUCUGAAAGGAUUGAAAUUGUAAAAUGGUAUGCUAUGUACCAGAAUGCAGGUGAAGUUGCUCAUCAGUUUCAACAAUGUUACGAUCGAACUCCUCCAACACGAAAGAAUAUUUUGAAUCUCAUACAAAAAUUUGAGGAAACUGAAAGUGUUGAAGAUAAACCCAGAUCUGGCAGACCUAGAUCUGUCAGUACCGAUGAAAACAAAGAACGUGUUCGUGCAGCUUUUGAAGAAAGUCCUGGAACAUCAUUAAGAAGAGCUUUAUCGGAGUUAAAUCUGUCUAAAAGCAGUCUUCAACGAAUGAUGAAGGAGUUGAGAUUGAAGCCUUAUAGUCCUCAAUUACUGCAUGCUCUAAGCGAUAAUUAUCCCAACAGACGCUGCGAAUUUGCUGAUACCUUUCUGAAAUUGGUCGCUGAAGAUUCUUCGUUCCCUGAUCGAAUUGUAUGGACCGAUGAAGCUACUUUCAAGUUGAAUCGACACGUCAAUCGACAUAACUGCGUUUACUAUGCUACAGAAAACCCUCAUGUCGUCGUUACCCAGGAGAGUAAUGCCACAGGCAUUAUUGUAUGA